CUAUUGACGCGCGCUUCGUGUUUGUACACUACACGAGCGUAGAGUAGUUACACUAGGGGAGAAUUAUUCUUGACAGGUUUAAGUUCAUAUUUACUUAAAGCUUUGUAAACAGCCAACGACUUUUAUUCAUCGUGUAACAAGUGUAAAUGUAGUUUGCGCCCCUGAGUGCCCUCUCUGUAAACAUGCCGCUGCACGGGGAGAUUUGAGUGGGACAUUUCGAGAAGUGUGAAGGGAUGCUGCAGGACCCAGCAGGUGUUUUUUGUUGUGUUAGUGUGAUUAAAGAGAUGCACUGCUAAAGCCAAUAGCAGCAUGAUGCAUUAAACAAAAGCUAAUGUCUCACCUCGUCUAAUAUGGAAUCGAAUGAGUUACUUGCGAAAAGGGAUAAAAUCCAGAGGGAGAUUUUGGCUCUUGAGAGCACUCUGGGUACAGACAGCAGCAUCAUAGGCCUACUGUCAUCUGACAGCAGCAGCGAUGAUGAUGAAUCUGAUGACAGUGGACCUGAAGUUCAAGGAGUGGAGCAUAAUGACUUGGAGGCGGAGCGUCUACGGAUACAAAGGGAGAUUGAAGAGUUAGAGAAUACACUUGGUGCUAAUGCAGCACUGGCCGAUGUUUUGAUUGAGAACGAACAUGACACUGAUUCUUGCGAUGAAGACAGUGACGAUGAUGAGUUGAAUCUUCCUCAAAAUGUGGAGACUUGCCUGCAAAUGAAUUUAGUCUAUCAGGAGGUGUUGAAAGAGAAACUAGCGGAGCUGGAAAGACUCCUCAACGACAAUCAACAGCAGCAGAAAGAGAUGGAGGCCCAGAUCUCUGGCCCAAGCACUUCUAGCCCCGCCAUACCAGGAAUCCCCCCUCAGAAACAGUUUCUUGGAUACUUCAUGAAACCUUACUUCAAAGACAAACUCACUGGUCUGGGCCCUCCAGCAAAUGAAGAAACUAAAGCAAGACUGAGUCAUGGUACCAGACCCAUUGAUGACCUGAAAAUAAAAAGAUGGGACGGUUGGCAGAAAAUUUUGCUCACCAACGCAGUUGCCAAAGACACUAUGAAGCGGAUGCUACAACCCAAACUGUCCAAGCUGGACUAUUUGAGUGCCAAGAUGUCUAGAGCUGAUGAUAUGGGAAAAGAAGAAUUGAAAAAGCAAAUAGACAAGAUCGAGAAAGAAAUUGCAGAAAUAAGUGCCCUUAAAGAUGAUCAGCUGCUGGGCAAUCGCCAUGAUGAUCACGACUGGGAGAAAAUAUCAAAUAUUGACUUUGAAGGUUUGCGACAAGCUGAUGAUUUAAAAAGGUUCUGGCAGAACUAUUUGCACCCCUCCAUUAACAAAUCAGUAUGGAAACAGGACGAGAUUGAUAAACUGAAAAUAGUUGUGGAAGAAUACAAUUGCUGCCAUUGGGACAAAAUAGCAGAGGCUCUUGGGACAAAUAGAACAGCUUUUAUGUGCUUCCAGACUUACCAGCGCUACAUUUCAAAGACCUUCAGAAGGAAGGAGUGGACAAAAGAGGAAGAUGAGGUUCUCAGAAAACUUGUUGCGAAAAUGAAAAUUGGCAACUUCAUUCCUUACAUACAGUUGUCAUACUUCAUGGAGGGCCGUGAUGGAUCACAGCUGUCUUAUCGCUGGACAACCGUUUUGGAUCCCUCUUUAAAGAAAGGUCCCUGGUCCAAAGAGGAGGACCAGUUGUUGAGGAAUGCUGUCGCAAAAUAUGGCAUCAGAGAAUGGGGAAAAAUCAGAUUAGAAGUCCCAGGCAGGACCGAUAGUGCUUGUCGUGACAGGUAUUUGGACUGUCUUCAGGAGAAUGUGAAAAAGGGGACAUGGAGCAAAGAGGAGGAGGAACUACUGAAAGAAAAGGUUGAGAAAUAUGGUGUUGGAAAGUGGACAAAGAUUGCCUCAGAGAUCCCAAACCGGAUUGACUGCCAGUGUCUACACAAGUGGAAAGCACUAACAAAAACUAAAAAAAAUGUAAAAAGACGAAGGAAGCCACAAACAACAACAACAGCGCCACGAAAAAGACAAAAAGUACUGAAAACUAUAAAAGAGGAGAUCCUCACCUCCAGCGAUGACGAAAAACAGAUAAAUUAUAUGGACAGUGAUGUUGAAACAGAUGUUCCCUUAGAUAAAGUACAGGAAAUACCACGAAAGGACUACGUGCAGCCAGAUAUGAAGGAAUGGAUACCUGUAAAUUCAAACACAGGGGUUCAUUCUCUAGGAACUGUCAGGACUGUGUGGGUCCAUCCUCCCUCCAAUGAGGAGGAGCUAGUGAAAUCCACUCAAGAAUCUGGCUUAGGCCGCAUUCGAUCAAAAAACAGCAAAUGUCCAAAAGUCAUGCUCUGUUUAGAACGCAAUACCAUCAUAAACCGCUUUGGAAAUGUGGAACGAACUUACAUAGGUUUGAAACCUACCGUCCUGCAGAGUCAGACUGACGAUGAGAAGGCCAUGCUCAAGGUGUCUGUUAGUGAUAUUAAACAAUUCCUGCAGUGGAAGGGAGCAUCUGCAGUUAAAAAGGAGAAAAUGACAAGUCCAAAAAAUGUUAAGAAAAGAAGGUCUGUUCAGGACAUGGUCAGCCUUAAUAAUGAACUCUUUAAAGCCAUCACCCCAUGGAUUGGUAAUGUGAUCCUACCUGCUCCAGUGAAUGAAAACACAUUUUGUGAAGGUGAUAUUGUUGGAAUGAAAGCAGAAGGCAUCACUCUACCAAAAACAUCAGUGUUUUCUUUUUUUCUCAAAGUAUUUCAAAUAGACAUCAAGGGUUGCAAGAAUUUCAUUGAAAAUCAACAAAAGAUCAACAUUCAGAAUUCAAUUGUUCAAACUAAACCAAGAACAGUGUCAGCCAUUCUUAAGGAUGCAAAAAUGAAAGCUCAGCACAUGAGACCUGCAGAACCUCCUCAACAUCCACCUCCACUGCAGCCAGUUCUUCUCAAUUCUCUUCAACUGCCAGUCAUGCAGAUGACAACCUCAACUUUGGUUCAACCCAAGACUCUUGUCAUUACACAGCCAAACAAGCAGAGGGCAGUGCAGCCUUUACUAAUUAAGUCGGCACCACAAGUUUUAUCACAGAAUCCUAUGCCGCUAAUGCAGCCGACUGCACCUGCACAACCUGUCAUGGCCUCAACCCCAAGUUUAGAGGAAUCAAACAGCAUCCAAUCUGCAAAACGCAUUCGCAAACCUACUGAGAAAGGCCAAGCCCUAAUGGAAGAAACUAAAGCUAAAGAUAGGAAAAAACAGUCACCAAAACGAAAUCAAGAAAAACUGAAUGUUGUUUUUCCAAAUAUUACAUUGCAGACGCAGCCAAUAAAUUGGAUUUUUACCACCAAUUUGGUACAAGUAACUGGUCCACUUUCUGCUAAUAUCCCAAGCAACCAGACACUAACUAUGCCAAAUAGUUCCUUCCUGAAUAACAGUAGUAGUCCAUCUGUUUCAACUAAUCUAUACCCAUCAUCAUCUGCACUGGUUGUUGCUCCUUCCUCUGUUAGUCCUGCCCUUUUACAUUCUUCAGUCUCAAAUGCCUCCAAAGAUACCCUAAAGACUCCCUCUGACAACAUUAACCCCAAUGGCAACCAGACACCUCUUUCAUCUACUUCUACCAUAGUACAGAGCAAAAGUGAGCUUCAUAGUUCUCAGAUGUUAUCCCCGACACCUAUUAAAAAGGAUGCUAUGAAGAGCUACUCAGACUCCCCUUCAGAGGAAUGUAUUGUAAAGCAGUAUCAGACAUCUACAUCAACUGGUUCCAGAGUAUCUCCUGCUGUUUUUAGUUUUCUUCAAGUACCCUUGACUGUGCCACCUGUGUCUAGUUCACCAGUCUUUCUGAAGUCAACAAAUAAUGUUUCAGUGGCAAAGUCUCCUGGUGUUACUGAAAAUGGCUGCGUUCUUGUGAGAACUAAUCAGCUGCCAACUGUCCUCCAACAAAAAGCUUUGCCCGGCACAAUAUUGAGCCCACUUUCUGCUUCUAGAACACCAAUUGCACUUUCACCUCAGGUUAUAGCUCAAUAUCCUCAGAUUGUAGCACCAUUAGCUCAUAUUGUGGCUUGGUCACCUCAGAUUGUGACUCCUUUAGCUCACAUUGGGGCUCCAUCACCUCAGAUUGGGGCUCCAUCACCUCAGAUUGGGGCUCCAUCACCUCAGAUUGUGACUCCUUUAGCUCGCAUUGGGGCUCCAUCACCUCAGAUUGUGACUCCAUCACCUCAGAUUGUGACUCCUUUAGCUCGCAUUGGGGCUCCAUCACCUCAGAUUGUGGCUCCACCACCUCAGCCUGUGGUUCCAUCAGUUCAGAUCGUGGCUUCUUCACCCCAGAUUGUUGCUCCAUCAGAAAUACCUCAAAUCAGAACAUUAAGUAAGCCAUUACUCCCUCUUUCUGAUAUUCCCUCUGAUGUUGUUAGCUUUAAUACUCACUUGAUAUUCCCUGAGCAAUCAUCUGAAGUAGAUGACUGGAUAAAUGGAAAAGGUGGAAUUCCACUACCUCAUUUAGAGAUGUCUUUGCCAUACCUUCCACCAUCUGCCGCCAGCAUCAAAACACUGACUUCUUUGCUCAAAGUUAAACAAUCUCUGCUUGCAAAUGCAGUGAAUAUCUUGCCAGUUGAGUAUCAAAACUAUAGGGAGGAAGCAGCUCAAGUAGCUGCCAUCCGCAAAAUGAUUGCAGAAAGGUUUGCCUCAAAUCCAGCAUACCAGCUUUUGAAGGCACGUUUCAUGUCGUGCUUUACUUUACCAGCCCUUUUGGCCACUAUAAACCCUUCUGUGAAAUGUGAGUUGCCCACAGAUAACAAUGGUGAUGAAGAUGAGGUCUUGUUAUUACAAAAGAUAAAAAAAAGGAUUCGGCCACCAGCUGCGAGGAUUGAGCUUAACACAAAUGAAAACGAAGCAUCAGCAAAACAGUUCUCAGGAAUCAGUACAGAAAGGCAAAGAAGUCAACACUGAGUUCAUAAGAUUCGUUAUCUGAAUGAGUACAAGUAACUUAAGAUUUUGUACAGUUCAUGAUUAGUAUAGAAAUGUCUACCACAAAAAAAAAAAAAAAUCUACAAUUAAUGGGACCAGUCAGAUAUUCAUUGCACUAAUUUCUUUUACUCUAUUCAUAUGUUUGAACAUUCAGUAUGUGUCCUGAUACAAGAUACAAGUUUGCACUGAACUACUAUAUAAUUAUUACUCAUUAAGUUUAUUUUGUUACUGCUUUCUGAAUAAAUUGUUCUGUAGAAAUGUGAAA
Puntigrus tetrazona (Sumatra barb) is the source of this 5181-nucleotide messenger RNA. It is a transcript of the gene snapc4, whose product is annotated as small nuclear RNA activating complex, polypeptide 4. The record is from RefSeq and is a predicted model, not a curated record. The transcript has 26 exons. Bases 351 to 4898 code for a protein of 1515 amino acids. Lineage: Eukaryota; Metazoa; Chordata; Actinopteri; Cypriniformes; Cyprinidae.